Molecule: messenger RNA, 7272 nt
Organism: Durusdinium trenchii
Lineage: Eukaryota; Dinophyceae; Suessiales; Symbiodiniaceae
Source: the annotation of a GenBank genome assembly
AUGAAGAUGGAAGGGACGAAAAGAGAAGACUUCUACGCCCUUGCGACCAAGGGAGAGGGGGCCAAAGGUGAAGUCAAAGGCGAGACGAAAGGCGAAAUCAAAGGCGAAGGUGUGAAAGGAGAGUCGAAGCGAGAAAGGUCGAGAAGCAAAAAGAAAAAGAAGAAGGACAAGGUCAAGAAGGAGAAAGCCGAUGGAGAUGAAAAGAAGAAGGAUAAGAAGAGGAAGAAGUCUGAGUCUCCUGGAGGUACACGGAAGCGAAAGUCCAAGUGGGGUCCCGAUACCGGUGGCUUCUCCAUGUCUGCCAUGCCUGGUGGACGCUCGGGACUUCUGCCAGCUGCAGAAGCAGACGAAUUGAUGCCCAGAUUCUCCGAUGAGGAGAUGGUCCAACGAUCACUGGUGCUGGAAAACCUGUCCUUAAGCUGCACCGGUCAGGAGCUCAUUGAGUUCUUCAAUGGUGCCAUCUUGGCCGUCACGGGUAAUGCCGUGCAUCAGGCCAUCGCCAUCCCGUGCAUCGAUGAUCGUGGUCGCGACCUGGUUCGACGGGAGAAUGGAUAUUUCCUGGAUAGGAAGACGGCGGAGUUGAAGUUCCGCACGCCGGACGGUGCCUCCGUGGGCAUGAAGCUCAAUGGCAUCGAGUACAAAGGCCACAAGGUCACUGUGAAGAGACCCGAUGCCUUUACGAAGCCAUCGGACGGUCAGGAUCCUUCUGUAAAGAUCAACCUGCAUGAAAUGUCGAUGGCCAAGAUGAUUGGUGGUGCCACCGACUCAAGGGGCAUGCCCAUGCCGCAGGGCCCUUCUCCAAAGCUGUCCAUCUUCAACCUGCCUGAUGCCAUGACAGAGCAAAUUUGCAGAGAUUUGCUCAGUCAGUUUGGAAAGCUCAGGAUGUUGAGUCUCAUUCGAGACUUGGGCACCGGGAAGAUCAAAGGCUACGGAAUCUUUGAGUACGACAAUCCCAAUGACGUGGACUUAGCGAUUGUGGCGCUCAACGGUUUUGUUUGCGGUCAGAACGUCAUUCGAGUACAGAAACUAGGCCAGCAGUCCACGACCACCACCACGAAGCCGCAGCCGGUGGCGGCCACGGCGAUGCCCAACUCGAUGACGCAAAAGAUCGUCAAGAAUCCUGUUUUGGCCAUGCAAGUGAAGCAGGGCAGAGAGGUGGGUUCCCGGCCGAGCACAGUGGUACAGCUCAUGAACGCUGUCUACCAAGAGGACGUCAUGGAUGAUCAGGACUAUGACGACAUCACCUCGGAGGUCCAUGCUGAGGCGUCGAAGCAUGGCAACGUCAUGAGGGUCGUCAUCCCCAAACCUGCCAAGGACGGCACCUACGUGGAUGGCGUGGGCAAAAUCUUUGUCGCGUUUUCGGACCUGACGGCCGCGCGGAAGUUCCAGAUGGACGCCAAUGGCCGCAAGUUCGAGAAUCGGGUGGUUUGUGCUGCCUUUUAUCCUGUGGAGAAGUUCAAUGAAGGGAAGUUCAAGCUGUGGUUCACCGCCGUGGGUACGGUGGUGGCGGACGCCGACGCCGCCUUCCCCUUCCUGGACGACGGCUACUGUGCCUCGAGCCAUGCGGAAGCCUUUGACGGUUCGAUCGACAUUGCUUCCAUGGACUGCGCCGAGAUCAUGGAGUUUGUGUACAUCUCCAGGUGGAAGCUUUGGCAGCAGUUGGACCAAGAGUUGGCGGAGGUGAACCAAAGUUCGGUCGCUGCAUCCUCUCUGAAGAUCUUGCGUCGUAGUUCAAAAGCUUCCUCUUUGGCCUCUGCACAUGUGCACAUUAUCACGGCGGUGGCCUCGCAGCGGUCCGAGUGCUUCUCCGAGCAUGUGCGACUGCUGCUGACGGUGAGCCUGCGACGGAUGAAGACCCUGUGCACGCAGCAAGUGAAACAGCUGUGGUUCGCCAGCCAGGAUGGCUUUACACAUGAGUCCGACCAUCAGAUGCGACUGAAGAGUUGGCUCUCGGAGGCCACGGGGCUCUUGGAGGCCGAUCUCCGGACCUUGAAGACGGUGCUGCAGACCUGGACGGCGCCCAGCUUGGCGGAGAGCCGCUUCUACUCCCAUGAGGCCGAUGGAAGAUAUAGCACCAUGGAAGCCUUGCGCCGUGACACCUUUGAGGAGCAGCGACACCGUCCAGUGAUGGAGGAAGAGUAUCAGCUCGACAAAGGUUUGCUGCAGGGAAUGCUACGGAUGCUCCCCUUGGAUGCCGUGGUGGCAGACUUUGGAGCUGGCUCCGGUCAAUAUUCCAAGUGGCUUAAUGACACAGGUCUCGUGACGGCGCUGGCCUUCGACGGCUCUCCGGACAUCCAUUUGGUGACGAAGGGCGCGGUGGCGCUGGCCGAUCUGGGCCACCCGGAUGGUGAUCGAACGGACACGCGAGGACAGCCUUUGAGCUUGUGGAGAAGGUUCGACUGGUCCUUGUGUAUCGAGGUGGCGGAACAUUUGCCUACGAAGCUCACCCCGACCUUUCUGGCCAAUUUAGAUAAGCACACGGAGCAGGGCUUGAUCAUCACCUGGGCACGUCCGGGUUUGCAGGGCCUGGGCACUGCCAAUCCGUUGACUCAGGAUCAAGCUUUGGAGCUCAUCCGAGAGCAUACAGGGCUCAGCCACCUGGACCAGGACCUCCGGCUCCUGGUCAUGGUGGCGAGCCCAGAGUUUCACCACUCAUGUGCGACCCGGUUCCGCCGGGGCGGCGAAGGGGCACCCGGUGGAUGUGGGGACGGUGGACCCGGAUGGGCGGAAGGCUGGAUCUAUGCGGGGAACGAUGUACAGAUGUUUACGGCUGUGAAGUCCGCAUCUGCCUGCUGCGAGCUUUGCAACAGCAAUGAGAACUGCCGCUUUUGGACUUGGUCCCGGGAAGAGAGCCACAAGGCCCACCUGCGCGUAGAGUGGUCGAUGCUGAAAGUCUGUGCGAGAGACAACUUGGUGAAGGCUACGCGUGAGUACCGUAUCAGCCAUGCUGGAUUUAUCUCUGGCACUCGUGACAGUGAUGCGGCCCUGGCGAACCUGGUCAGCCUGGUCUCCCCACGGCCGUGGCAGAACGCGUUAGCGUCCCUGAAGAGCUGCUUGGAAGAGGAGAACCAGCGAGGAGUCCUUUGGUCGAUGGGAGUCCACGGUGAGUCCUUCGCCGGCGUCCAGGUGGACCCGGAUUUGGAGGAUUUGGAUUUGGUGAUCUUGAAGCAACAGCCAUGGCAGCAGAUGUGGAAGAAGCAUGUGCAGGAGCUGAACGACGACUUGGUGACCUUCGAAGACAUCCCGAGUCUCCCGAGCUCCGGGGAGACCGCGGAGUCGUUGUUGGAGCAGAUGAUCGAAGGAGACGAAGCUGUGAAGGCCUCCUCUCCGCAGCUCAUCGAGCGCUUCCAAGCCCUUCAGAAGCUCUUGAGCCUCCACGACUCCUUGGCGACCCUCGCCAGGAAAGUGGUUUCAUGCCUGGCCUCUGAAGCACAGUGGCCAUCCUUAGUGGCACUGCUGCGCAAGUGUGGCCACCAGGUCGAGGUCUCCAAUAUCCUAUCCUUGGCGCUGAGCGGCUUCCACUUGCAGGGCGUAUUUUUCCGGAUGAUCGUUGAGGAGGAUGACUGGAAAACGGUUUGCAAUGAGGUGCGAUGGGCAAGAGAGAGUCGUGGCCCGUUGCUGCUGGCACUGGAGGGCAUGGGCCUGCGCCUCUUGGCCUCUCCGGUGCUGGAGGAACCUUGGUCAGUGGCCAACGAUGCGCCUGGAGCGAUGCGCACGCGCAGGAUGCUCCUAGAGUAUUCACAACAGCUGCGGCUUGGAACACCCACAGAUCUGGAGCUGCAGCGUGCGGUGGCCUCCUUACCGAACCCCCGGAGGCUGCUCUCCCUUGAGGUCCCUCUUUCCUUUGCGCUCGCCCGAACCAGUGGGCUGAAGGUGCCCUUGCCCUGCCUUGGCUUGGUCUUUGGCGCUGGCGGGGAGCUUACAAGCCUUCGAUGUGGAAGGCCUCAGGUUUUGCAGACCAAUUCGCUGGCGGAUUUGCUUGACGAGGUGGCCAAAUGCUUCAGCUGCUCUACUCAGCAGUUGAAGUGCCACAGCUCGCGGCAACUCUUCGGCUGUCCAUGCGAGGUGUGGCACCUCCCUGAAGCAGGAGGCAACGACCAAACCCCCGUUUGGGAAUGGCAAAGCAACAACUUUGCAGUCCUCUUCGCAGCCCCUAUGGCGCGCUUCCUCCGAGAGAGCGAGGCGGACGAUCGGAGCGAUCCGUCGGACGCAGAUGAUGUUGACCCCAGGAACAGCAGCCUGACUGGAGUGCCGGGAGCCGGCAUGGCUGCCAGGGCAGAUGGCUUUACUUUUCGUCUUCAAAGCGUCGCACAGCAGCUGGAGCCCGGGCUCUUGCCACACCCAUCGGCGCUGCGCAGCUUGUUGCGUGUGCACCGCUUGCCUGCGCGCUUCGCCGUCGCGCUGGCCGAGAUGCGCUUGGUUGGGGUGCGGCAGUUGCUCAUGAAGAAUCAGGCGCAUGUGGAGGAGCUGGUGGCCGUGGACAUGGUUGGGCGCGCUGCAAAACAUGCCGUCCGCCACAUCCUCACCCGUCGCCAGACGCACCGCGCCUUCGGCGCGGGGUCGAGCUGGGGUGACAUUGGACCGUCGACGAAGGAGGCCCUUCACCGUGCCCCUCUUCAGCGCUUCUGGGCAGUCGACGCCUCGCCCGACGCCAACGCCCCCACCAGCGGCGCGGGGUACGACUGGACGCAGCUCAUCGCCACUGAGGCGCAGCUCCUUCCCUCGGCGGAGGUGAGCAGUGAGGCACCCAUCCCGGCGCUCCCCGGCGCCACCGGACGAGAGAAAUGCGAAGAAGCGGAGGUGGCAGAGCUGGAAGCGCAGCUGAUGAUUUCGGCAUUGCAAGUGCAUCCGGACCUGGCUCCCGAGCAUUUGGUGGCUCUUCGACAAGGAUUACUUCAGGUGGCUUUUUGGGUCCGAUUGGCCUCCGUGGUGCACGAGCUUGCCUUACUGCAGACGAGAGACAAAGAUCCCUCCAGAGCUUCCUCCCUCUCCACCAGCUGCUCUGACCCCGGCCACAUUGCUGCACCACGCAGCCUGCUGGCGCCGCUGGGGCCGCGCUUCUGGGCCGCCUCGCGGCGGAGCCCCUGGGCCUUGGUGCACUCCACGGCGCGCAUGCUGCGGACGGGCACACCCAAAGACGUCAUGACGGCGCGGCUGCGCGUGCACAGCACCAGCCUCAACGUUCCCAUGCGCACGGAGGCCACGGAGGCGACGUGGUCGGGUCCAAUGCGACGCCGUGUGAGCCUCCAGUUCCACGAGAAGGGCGUGAUGAGUUAUGCAGAUGCUCUUUCGGAGCUCCUGCUCUCCAGCGGUGAGAUCAAUGAUGAACACCAGAGUCCACGCGGACCCAGUGCCUCUGCACAGCUGGCCGCCGAGCUCCUCACGCACCGUGAUUUCUCUUUGGGCCGCUCGCGCCUGGGCCUCCUGCAACGUACGCCUCCAGCGCCCAGUGUGGUGGCGGUGGCCACUGCCUUGGCCAAGGGUGCGGCGCUCGCUCCGCGCGGGGGCAAGGCCUAUGUGAUGAUGCACAAAGGGUGGCGAGCGAAAGCCUUGCUCCAACUCGCGCAGUAUCACUUGCUUCCCUGGGAUGAGACCGCCGACGCGCUGGCCGCCGCCUCGAAGAGCCUCAAGGCGGCAGCGCAACUCAUGGGGGAGCUCGGAACCUCAUGCCCCCCAGAGCUCUUCGCGUCAUUCUUCACACUGAGGGGCGUGAUUUGCGAAAGAGAAGGAGAUGUGGAUGCCUGCUAUCUCCACUACUUGCAAGCCUUGGCAACCCUGGACGAUGCCUACGGCGAUCCGCGCAAACCCGGUGGCCGGGGCCAUCCCUUUGCCGCCUUCCUGGUGUGGAAGUUGGGCCUCAUCUCCUACUGCAGGUCUGACACCAAGUGCAUCGUGAAGUUCGGAGACUACUUCCGAUCCCUGGCCCUCUCUUACGAGGAGACGCCUUUCUCAUGGGGUCCCAGGGCCCUGUCCGCAGAGCAGCGGCAGUUGCUGAGUGAAGCGUCCGCCGCCCAACUACUGCGAGUCCUCCAGCCUUCCUCAGAGCUCUUGUGGCCUUGGUGGUGGCGACACGACCCGCUCCACUUCAGCCAGGAGGCUUUCUUGCCGGUGAGGUCCGGCCCGGUGCGUGAAGAGGAGGUGGCACCUGCCAACCACAGUGUCACAGGCGAACGGCAGGACGUCUUCCGUGGCACCGUUUUCGCCUGUGGAGUCAACGAGCUGGGGCAGUUGGGGACUGGAGAAGAUCUGCCCUGGAGCGGGCAACCAGUCCGUGUGGUGGCACUCAAAGAGGUGCGCAUUCGGGAGGUGGCCUGUGGCGAGUCCCACUGCUUGGCCCUUGACUUGGAGGGGCACUUGUACACUUGGGGAUUUGAUGGCUUCAGCCAGGUCGAUGCCCAUUUUGUGGUCUCCCCCAUGAGCUCUCCCCGUGGCCCUCGUGGCGAUGAGAGCCGUGCGGCCAUGGCCGGCUGUCAAAUCGUGCCCAAGCCCAGGCCCAUGCUGCCGACGGUCAGCUUUGCCCGGAUCGCCUGUGGGGCGCAAUUCUCCCUGGCUUUGGACAACAGUGGCGCAGUUUGGUCCUGGGGCCACAGCGAUGGCGGGGUCUUGGGUCUCGGUCCUUCACGUCAACGCGGGCGCCCUGCGCCCGAGCCCACGAAGCUGGCUCUUCCAGGAGGCGAUGUCCAUCGCUGUAGCUGGGUGGCCUGCGGGUCGUAUCAUGCCUUUGCCAUCAGCGAGGGACAACUCUUCAGCUGGGGCCGGACGGAGGGUGGGCAGCUAGGCCUGGAUGAGGCAGUCAUUCAGAAGCACAUCGAGGAGCUACAACUGGAGGACACGUAUGUUUGUCUUCCCCAACGCGUCGAGGGACUUCCCGCUCUCUCUGCUGUCGCGGGUGGAGAUGUCCAUAGCUUGGCGCUGGGCGUGAAAGGAGAGAUCUACUCAUGGGGCUGGGGCGAAUUUGGACAGCUGGGCUUGGGAUUUUCCAGCAGCUCCUUCCAGGUGGGCUUUGGAGGUGCUAGCAGUCGGCGUCCGCAACCGCAGCCAGUGCCGCUGAAGAGCGCAGCGCUGCAGGUGGAGUGCGGCGGCGCCUUCUCUGCUGCGCUGCUGGGGCAGGACGCCAGCGAUGGAGGGCAGCUGCUCAUGUGGGGUGCCAAUGAUGUGGGCCAGUGUGGUCUUCCAGCCAAGCGGCCCAUGGAUCUUCCCUCACCCCAGGAGGUUGGGGGGGAACGUAUUUCGCGUGUGUUUUCUGGUGGGUUGAAAAAGGGCUUAGCCUAA